AUGACUGUCCACACCGAGCCCCUCGUCCAUCACGAGGNNGAGGCCCACGACGACUCUGACGACUGCGUCUCUGCCGACGACUUCACUCCUUCGCUUCCUACCCUGACCAACCGCCUACCUGAGUCCGAUGCCCGCAGCGUCAGCGAUGUUGAGUCCAUCUCCGGUGACACCAUCAGUGAUGACGCCAGUGAUGCCGAGUACGAUGAGAUCAACUACGACGAAAUCCCCGCUCUCGCCGCUCGUGCUCGCUAUCAGGAAACCGAGCCGUCUGAGGAAGAGAUGGAGCGUGUCAUGAUGAGCGACAGAACCAUCGUCCCCCAANCACCCACCAUGGCUCAACGUAUGCCACACAUGUCUUCCCAGCCCACCAUCAAACCAGACACUACACCUGAGCAUGUCCGUGUCAUCGGCCUGUCCCUCGCCGAGAAGCCUUAUCACUUGCCCAACCGCCCCCUGCGUUUGGUUUACUUUGACCACGACUUCAAGAGCAACAUGAAAGCUGUGACUCUCAUGUCCAAAGUCUAUGGUGCCAUGACUGGCAGUUCAGCUAACGAGGAGGCCAUGUUGGAUGCAGCAUCUCUUGCUGAGUCUGAUGAUGACAUCUUGCGUUCACUUUCCGACCUCCCCACACCUGUCGAAAUCAUUCGCGGCAUCAAGCUCGAUGUUGCUCUCGAUGGAUCUUUGACUCAGAAGCCUGAUUCGAUGGAAUCUGAGCUUGAGAGUGUGAGACCUGAUCUGGUCGUUUUCCAUGGUGCCCACUCCCACGCCGCCUUGGCCACCUUCGCCAAGAAGGUCGCUGACCUCGGUAUCCCAAUGAUGGAGGUCCAGGACGACUCCUUCGACAUCACUGUUGGCGAUGAAGAUUCUACAUGUGUCAUUCCACACACUGCCCAGGGCGACCACUGUCUUCGUCUGUCCGUCGUCUCGAGCUCCGAUGAUGGAGAUGAGGAGUCCUCUAACAAGGAGGUACCCUUAACAGAGAGCGCUUUCCAUGCCCUGGAAGAUGAUGUCUUGAGCCGCCACCUUGCGUACCUUGCCGACAGAGCCAAGAAGCUCGAUAAGCCCGAGACGAACAAGAUGUUUGUCAAGUCUGGUAAGCAGUCGAAGGCACCCAGACUGAUGUCGCUUCUCAAUUCCAUCUACAUCAAGAACGCCGCUCAGAGCCUGUUGGCACUGCUCGUGAUACUCUUCGCCGCCAGCUUACCUGUCCACUUUCUCCGCCAACAGAGUCCUGCCUCGGAAUUGAGCACCCGCGCGCCUCUGCUCCAAGCUGCUCUGAAUGAUUCCGGACUCAACAACAUCAACGCAAGCGACAUCCUUCGCUACCCCGUCACCACCGGUGUUGUCGGCAACUCGACCACUACUGCUGUAGCAUUCCCUACGGCUGUCCACGUUCAUGUCGCCAAGUCGGAUCAACUCAUCGUCUCUCUGCCCAAGGCUUACUGGAAGUCUGCUCAGAUUGGUAUCUUCAAGAACGGCAAGGCACUGACCAACGUCAACAACACGCGUGUCGUUGAUGGGGUGCUAGCUAUCUCGCUGCCUUCUACCGAUGCUUAUGGUCAGGUUCAGAUCAGUGUGCUAUCAACAAACAUGCCUAUGCGCAACGAGACGAUCAAAGUCGACCUUGGCAACCGUCUCCUGCAGCGUGCCACCUACGAGAAUGCCGCGAAAGGUGUUCAGCAAGAUGUCACUGUAGUCCACCACGCCGCCAAGCUUGCCCAAGCUAAGGUCAUCUCUGAUGUUCACUCCGUCUUCAACAUGUCGGUCUAUUGCGUCAGACUUUUUGGCAGCAACAUCCUGGGUGGUGUGAGGUCCACCGGCCAUGCUAUCGGUUCCGCAUCAAACCACACAUCUCAUGGCUUGUCUUACAUGGGCGGUCUGACUUACAACAAGACUUCGGACCUUGGCUCUUUCGUCAAGAGCGCCAUCCCCCAGAGACGUCAUUUUGUCAGAGCCCGUAACAACGCUUUGAAGAUCAGAACACGACUUCUUCGUAAGUCUAGCACUGUCAAGCAGAACAUAGUCAAACCCAAGCCCGGACUUCCUCAAGCUUUGUCGUCCAUGAAGAAGAGAUUCACAGAGCAACUUCCUGGCUUCAUCGCUCUCAAGAAGUCUACUCCUGCUAAGCAGCGCAGCAAGGCUUCCCAAACAGCCAACAAGGUGAAGUUGACUGUCAAGACAGUCGUUGAACCCAAGACGAAGAAGGCUGCCUCAUUGGCGACUGACACGGUCAAGAUCCCCAAGGGUCGCAAGCAGUGCAAGAACACUGACAAGAAGCUCAAGUCAUCGUGUGUUUGA
This is a messenger RNA of Aureobasidium uvarum, 2298 nucleotides long. NCBI's taxonomy places the organism in Eukaryota, Fungi, Ascomycota, Dothideomycetes, Dothideales, Saccotheciaceae. The record is from the annotation of a GenBank genome assembly.